UUGUGCUUUUUUUAAUUCAAAAAAAAAAAAAAAACUCUCUGUCUUCUCCCAAAGACGAAACCUAACACACGAAACCCGUUCAGUGUCUUUCACAAUAACAGACCAAAUUUUGAUGAUGUUUUCGCCAACCCAUUCUCGUGAUUAACCAGAAAAAAAAAAUCAAUGGGUGUUGGUGGUAAUUUCUGGGACUUGUUGAAGCCCUAUGCACGCAAUGAAGGUUUUGAUUUCUUGAGAAACAAGCGAGUUGCUGUCGACCUUUCUUUAUGGAUUGUUCAGCAUGAAAAUGCUAUCAAAACCCAUGUCAGAAAACCUCACCUCAGACUCCUUUUCUUCCGUACAAUCAAUCUCUUCUCCAAGUUUGGAGCGUUUCCUGUGUUUGUUGUUGAUGGGACUCCAUCGCCGUUGAAAUCAAAGGCAAGGAUUGCUAGAUUUUUCCGGUCUUCUGGAAUUGAAUCGACUAGCUUGCCGGUGCCUGAAGAAGGUGUUUCAGCUGAAAGGAACAGUUCGUUUUCACGCCGUGUUCAAGAGUGUGUGGAACUUGCUGAGCUACUUGGGAUUCCUGUACUCAAAGCUAAAGGAGAAGCUGAAGCACUCUGUGCCCAAUUAAAUAGUGAAGGUCAUAUAGACGCAUGCAUCACAUCUGACAGUGAUGCAUUCCUCUUUGGGGCCAACUGCAUUAUAAAAUGUUUCUCUCCUAAUUCCAAAGAACCGUUCGAAUGCUACAGUAUGUCAGAUAUUGAAGCUGGGCUUGGAUUGAAGAGAAAACACCUAAUAGCUAUCUCUCUUUUGGUUGGAAAUGAUUACGAUUUGAAUGGUGUUCAAGGGAUUGGACUUGAUAGUGCUCUUCGUUUUGUUCAAGCUUUUAGUGAAGAUGAUGUAUUGAAUAGAUUACAUGAGAUAGGCAAAGGGAAUGCUUUUCAAGUUCCUAUCGACAUUAAAUCUGAGGACAAUAUGGAUAUGGAUGGAAACUCCCCAAAUACUAAACAAACUCACUGCUCAUUCUGUGGGCAUCCAGGGAACAAAAGAGAUCAUAUGAUGAAGUUUUCAUGUGAAUUUUGUGUCACAAAUGACAAUAAAGGUUGCCUGCAAAAACCGGAGGGUUUUAAAUGCGAUUGCUUGUCUUGUGGUAUGAAUAGGAAACAUAAGGAGCAGAAAAAGAAUGAAAACUGGCACACAAAAAUUUGUCACAAGAUUGCGAAGGAGCCAAAUUUUCCAAAGGAUCAAAUCAUUGAUAUGUAUUUAUGCAAUGACAAUGGUUACUUUUCUGCAAAUGGUGGCCCUCAUUUUUUGUGGAAAAGACCAAACAUUGAGCUGUUGGUUGAGUUUUUAAACUUCCAUCAGAACUGGGAUCCUUCGUAUGUUCGACGGAUAAUGUUUCCUAUGAUGUCCACCAUCUUCUUGAGAGAAACGGCUACAUCGACAGCAGAUAGUUUGUUAUUCGGCCAGUUUGAGUUUGAUUCUUUACAACGUGUGAAGACGAGAUACGGAUAUCAGUUUUAUGUUGUCAAGUGGAAACGUGUGAUGGUCAACAUUGCCCCUAAAACUUCAUCGACUAAAUCUGUAAUGCAACCAGAUGUAAUGCAACCAGAUGUCAGAGAGCUCGAUGAAACGGUGGAUCUACUAAAUGAUUGUGAUUUUCCCGAGAUUUAUGAAGAAGAUGGAUGUAGUUUUCUGUUGACAGAUGAAAAUAUGGACCUUGUAGCAGCUGCUUUUCCAGAAGAAGUGCAAAGGUUUUGGCAGGAGCAGGAAGUGAAGGAUGGGAAUCGACAGAAGAAUUCAAUCUCAAUAUCUCAAGAAAAUGAAAGAUCCUCAGUAUCACCAAAUUCAAGAGGUGUACAGCUAAAUAUAACUGAGUUCUUCCCAACAACCAAAAGUAAACAUAAUCCAAUACAUGAAGAAGAGUCAUCAUCCAAGAAUGUUGAUAGCCCAGGCAGUGGAGGCUCAAAAGUGAAGAGGAAAGCAUCAAGUUCUAAUAUUUCGAAAUCUGUGAGGCGUCGCCUUUUGUUUGAUUAGUGUGGAUAUGCCUUGUGUAUAUAUGCUUUGAGCAUUGGAUUUCUUAUCAUGUUAACUGAAUGUUGAAACAAUGACAACAGACCCUUUUAUAUUCAUGACCAAGGGCAAUUCAGUAUAUAUGUGUAGUUAAGAAUUAGUCCCUUUUUUGUUAUCCAUUUUACCCUUAAGUACAUUGAUACCACAAUGAGAUAAUUCAUGUUUCUUCUAGUGUAACAAGUGAUUCUCGUUUCAUAUUCA
Messenger RNA from Cicer arietinum (chickpea), 2250 nucleotides. RefSeq names its product flap endonuclease GEN-like 1. Gene Ontology annotation, molecular function: 5'-flap endonuclease activity. NCBI's taxonomy places the organism in Eukaryota, Viridiplantae, Streptophyta, Magnoliopsida, Fabales, Fabaceae. The record is from RefSeq and is a predicted model, not a curated record. Gene Ontology annotation, biological process: pollen development.